This is a messenger RNA of Copidosoma floridanum, 1651 nucleotides long. RefSeq lists its product as uncharacterized. Lineage: Eukaryota; Metazoa; Arthropoda; Insecta; Hymenoptera; Encyrtidae. The record is from RefSeq and is a predicted model, not a curated record. Gene Ontology annotation, biological process: proteolysis. Gene Ontology annotation, molecular function: metallodipeptidase activity.
AUGAGAUAUAUUGAAAUAAUUGCCAUAGCAGUUGAAGCUUCUGUAAAAUACAUUUUUAUGGACCCAGAGAAGCAAUUCGAACAGAGAUGCAUCAAGAAGCUUAAAAUACUCGAGAUAAAAAGUAAAAUAGUGGAAGUGGAAGUACAAGUACGAAAAAAACCUGGCAUAAAAACGCCACAGGUUGAAAUCAAAGGAUCAAAGCAAGAAAAGACAACGUGCCUAACCGAACUGCCAGACGUGGCGCCGUGCAACGGCACAGUGCGGUUGCCACCUCCGUGCGAGGACUCGCCGAGCAGCGGCAGCAGCAGCAAGGAGCGACGAGAUGACGACAGCAACAGUCCCCGACGCAAGUGUAAGCUCAUAGCACCGAUCGUCCUUCUGGUCGUGGCCCUAUUUUUCGGUGGCUUCUUCCUGCCCCUGCUCCUACAGUCCGCGCCAAUAACCUACGAGGAGCGACUGCUCGUGGUCUACAGGAUUCUCUCCGAAGUGCCUCUGAUUGACGGGCAUAACGAUUUGCCCUGGAACGUCAGAAAGUUCGUACACAAUCAAUUGGGAGAGGUGAAUCUGAGCAGUGACUUGGGCAGGGUCGAGCCCUGGGCCAAGUCAGACUGGAGCCAUACGGACGUGCCGAGGCUGAGAAAGGGACGCGUUGGUGCACAGUUCUGGUCGGCGUACGUGCCGUGCGGUGCAGCCCAACUGAACGCCGUUCAACUCUCCUUGGAGCAAAUAGACGUGAUACGCAGGCUCACCGAAAUGAACUCCCAGCACCUGACGCUCGUCACCUCCGUGAAAGGUCUCAUCGAGGCUCACCGCGAUGGAAAAAUCGCAAGCCUGAUUGGGGUCGAGGGCGGCCACUCCCUCGGGAACUCGCUCGGAGUGCUCAGGACAUUUUACGGCCUCGGCGCCCGUUACCUCACACUCACCCACGCCUGCGAUACUUCCUGGGCAGUCUGUUCGGUUGGAGAGACGAACGCCACCCAGGACUCGACGCCCGGCCUCAGCGAAUUCGGAAAGGCAGUCGUGAGGGAGCUGAAUAGAUUGGGCAUGCUGGUCGAUCUGUCGCACGUCUCGACGCGCACGAUGAACGCCGCCCUCCAGACGACCAGGGCGCCGGUCAUUUUCUCCCACAGCGCGGCCAGGGCGCUGUGCAAUUCCAGCAGAAACGUGCCCGACGACGUGCUCAGGACUCUGAAAAAAAACGGUGGCAUUAUCAUGGUACCUUUUUAUACUUACUUCAUAACGUGCAACAACUCGGCGACCAUCAAGGACGUGAUUGCGCACAUCAAUCACAUACGGAACGUGGCUGGCAUCGAUCACGUCGGCAUCGGCGCCGGAUUCGAUGGAAUAAAUUUUACACCCGUGGGCUUGGAGGACGUGUCAAAGUACCCCCACCUGUUGGCCUCACUGCUAGAGGAUCCAAAGUGGUCAGAGGACGACUUAAAAAAGCUCGCUGGCCUUAACCUCCUCAGGGUCUUUGGAAAAGUCGAGCAGGUAAGGGACGAGUGGCAGAAGGCGGCGGUGCUGCCGGUCGAGAAGAUCAGUCCGCCGGACAACUCGGCCUGUGCCUACGGCGCGUCCUGAUCGCCUUAAAGCAACGUACUCGCCCUCCCGAGUCCCAGCUAGUGGAUUUUCUUCACCAGCACUACAGAAC